AACAACCUAAUAUAUAAUCACACUUUGCUCGACCACGACUGGGGAUGUCAUUGUUUUUAGGGUUUGCGCUUCGACGUUCUUAAACCCUAAUAGCAAGAGAUAACCAGAUCUUAUCGUGCAAAAAUGGCUCCAAAGAGAGGUGUAAAAGUUCCAGCUGCAGCAGCGAAGAAGAAGCCGGAGAAGGUGGUGAACCCUUUAUUUGAGAAACGUCCGAAGCAGUUUGGAAUUGGAGGGGCGUUGCCUCCUAAGAAGGAUCUGCACCGAUUUGUGAAGUGGCCACAAGUUGUUCGGAUUCAGAGGAAAAGAAGGAUCCUGAAGCAGCGUUUGAAGGUCCCACCAACCUUGAAUCAGUUCACCAAGACACUUGACAAGAACCUUGCAACAAGUCUGUUCAAGAUGCUUCUCAAAUACAGGCCUGAAGACAAAGCAGCAAAAAAGGAGCGCCUCUUGAAAAGGGCUCAGGCUGAGACUGAAGGCAAAACUGUCGAGGCUAAGAAGCCUAUUGUUGUGAAGUAUGGUCUAAACCAUGUCACCUACCUCAUUGAGCAGAACAAAGCACAGUUGGUAGUUAUUGCUCAUGAUGUGGACCCAAUAGAGUUGGUCGUCUGGCUCCCUGCAUUGUGCAGAAAGAUGGAAAUUCCAUACUGCAUUGUGAAAGGAAAAUCACGAUUAGGAACGAUUGUCCAUCAGAAAACUGCGGCUGCUUUGUGCUUGACCACUGUCAAGAAUGAAGAUAAAUUGGAGUUCAGCAAAAUCUUAGAGGCCAUCAAGGCCAACUUCAAUGACAAGUACGAUGAAUACAGGAAGAAGUGGGGUGGUGGUAUCAUGGGCUCCAAAUCUCAAGCAAAAACCAAGGCCAAAGAGAGGCUUCUGGCCAAGGAGGCUGCUCAGAGAAUGAACUAGGAGAGUUUACUCUAUAUUUCCUGCAUAUUAGGACAGGGCUUUUUGGGUACCACCUCUAUGUCCCAGGAUUUUUGCUUGUGUCAAACUUAUCCAGAAGAUUUACUGAUUUUCAAUGCACUGGCUUAAAGUUGUUACAUCUAGUUGUAUUAAGACAUCUUGUUGCAUAAAAUUAAACUUAAUGCGCUGUUUGAUUUGGUACAA
Molecule: messenger RNA, 1104 nt
Organism: Cornus florida
Lineage: Eukaryota; Viridiplantae; Streptophyta; Magnoliopsida; Cornales; Cornaceae
Product: large ribosomal subunit protein eL8y
Exons: 7
Coding region: 124-903 (259 amino acids)
Biological process (GO): ribosome biogenesis
Cellular component (GO): ribonucleoprotein complex
Source: RefSeq, a predicted model, not a curated record